Echinops telfairi (small Madagascar hedgehog) is the source of this 869-nucleotide messenger RNA. It is a transcript of the gene HEMK2, whose product is annotated as N-6 adenine-specific DNA methyltransferase 1. The transcript has 6 exons. Gene Ontology annotation, molecular function: nucleic acid binding; S-adenosylmethionine-dependent methyltransferase activity; protein methyltransferase activity. Lineage: Eukaryota; Metazoa; Chordata; Mammalia; Afrosoricida; Tenrecidae. Gene Ontology annotation, cellular component: eRF1 methyltransferase complex. The record is from RefSeq and is a predicted model, not a curated record. Gene Ontology annotation, biological process: methylation. The coding region runs from base 1 to 663 and encodes 220 amino acids.
AUGGCGUCGCUGAGGUACCCCACGCCGCUGCACGCACACGUGGGUCGCGGGGCUUUCCGCGAGGUGUACGAGCCUGCCGAGGACACGUUCUUGCUGUUGGACGCGCUCGAGGCGGCGGCAGCCGAGCUGACGGGAGUGGAACUAUGCCUUGAAGUAGGGUCAGGCUCUGGUGUGGUAUCUGCAUUCCUAUCCUCAAUGAUAGGUCCUCAGGCCUUUUACAUGUGCACAGACAUCAACCCGAAGGCAGCAGCUUGUACCCUGGAGACAGCACACUGUAACAAAGUCUGCCUUCAGCCCAUAAUUACAGACUUGGUCAAAGGUUUGCUACCAAGAUUGAAGGAAAAAGUUGAUCUUCUGGUGUUUAAUCCUCCCUAUGUAGUGACUCCAUCGGAAGAGGUGAGGAGUCGAGGCAUCGAGGCAGCCUGGGCCGGUGGCAGCAAUGGUCGAGAAGUCAUGGACAGAUUCUUUCCAUUGGCUGCAGAUCUGCUUUCCCCAAGAGGAUUAUUCUAUCUCGUUACCAUUAAAGAAAACAAUCCAGAAGAAAUUUUGAAAAUAAUGAAGAAAAAAGGCCUGCAAGGCAUCACUGCACUUUCCAGGCAGGCGGGCCAAGAAAUCCUUUCUGUCCUCAAGUUCUCGAAGUCUGGAUGUACAGGUGUUUGCUGACUUUCUGGAAGCGGAGUCCAUUCAGCAUGUUUGGGAACUGAAGUAAUUCCUGGAUUUAUCCAAAACUUAUCAGAAAGGUUUCAUAGAAAAAAGGUAGAAGAAUGAGGCAUUCCCUUUCACCCAUAGAGAAUAUUCAAGCUUAUAGAAAUCUUUAUGCAACACGCAUAAAUUACAUAUUUAUAUAUAAAAUGUUUUUAAUAUACCAA